Molecule: messenger RNA, 761 nt
Organism: Microtus oregoni (creeping vole)
Lineage: Eukaryota; Metazoa; Chordata; Mammalia; Rodentia; Cricetidae
Gene: Klrg1
Product: killer cell lectin like receptor G1
Exons: 5
Coding region: 51-620 (189 amino acids)
Source: RefSeq, a predicted model, not a curated record
CCCUGCUCUCAUUCAGCACCCUCAACUGAGUGUGAAAGGCAGUCGGUGAGAUGACUGACAGCGAUAUUUACUGCACGUUAGAGCUGCCUGCUGCACCUCAAGUCCCAGAUGGCUCCAGAUCGAAGCUCAAGGCUGUCUUACAGAGGCCCCGUCUUUCCUGCCUCGUGAUGGUGGCUUUGGGGCUUUUGACUGUGAUCCUCCUGAGUUUAGUGAUGUACCAACGGAUCCUGUACUGUGGCCACAAGAACUGCCCCAGCUGCCCCAGCUGCCCCAGCUGCCCUGACCUCUGGGUGAGGAAUGGUAGCCACUGUUACUAUUUCUCAGUGGAGAAAAAGGAUUGGAAUUCUAGUCUGGAAUUCUGUGUCAACAGAGGCUCACAUCUCCUUACGUUUCUGGACGACCAGGAAGUGAUCCCCAUCCGCAAGCAUUUGGACAAAACCUUUUACUGGAUCGGCUUGAGGAACAAGGACGGCUGGAGGUGGGAAGAUGGCCCAGUUCUAAGCUUAAGGAUUUUUUCUAACAGUUUGAUACAGAGGUGCGGUACCAUCCACAGAACUGGCCUUCAAGCCUCUAGUUGUGAAGUUCCUUUGCAGUGGAUCUGUAAGAAGGCCGUACACUGAUAGAUGCCAUGUCCUGAGCCUUGGGUCUGCCAUACGUCUUUAAAAAGAGGGAACUGGUCCAGAAAAUCCUUGUUCACAAAUGGAUGUUUAACAAAUGCCAAACCUGCUAUGAUAUGCCUUCAGACAGUGGAUUAGUUUAGC